Microthlaspi erraticum is the source of this 2043-nucleotide messenger RNA. Lineage: Eukaryota; Viridiplantae; Streptophyta; Magnoliopsida; Brassicales; Brassicaceae. The record is from the annotation of a GenBank genome assembly.
AUGUCUGAGGAUGAAUCUCCACCGUUAGAUCUACGCCCCGAACCACCUUGCUCCUCUUCCUCCGCCGUCGAUUCCACGCCGAACAAAUCCAGGAACUGCAUCUCUUCCUCCACAGCCUCCCAGACUUUCCCCGACCACGUCCUCGAGAACGUCCUCGAGAACGUGCUCCAGUUCCUCGAUUCGAGAUGCGACCGCAACGCAGCUUCUCUAGUCUGCAAAUUGUGGUGGAAAGUCGAGGCCUUGACUCGAUCCGAAGUCUUCAUCGGAAACUGCUACGCGCUCUCUCCGGCGAGGCUGACUCAGCGAUUCAAGCGGGUCAAGUCUCUGGUGCUCAAAGGGAAACCUAGGUUUGCUGAUUUCAAUCUCAUGCCUCCCGAUUGGGGCGCUAAUUUCGCUCCUUGGGUUUCCACCAUGGCUAAAGCUUAUCCUUGGCUUGAGAAAGUCGAUUUGAAACGGAUUUUCGUCACUGAUGAUGAUCUCGCACUCGUCGCUGAGUCGUUUCCUGGAUUUAAAGAGCUUAUCUUGGUUUGCUGUGAAGGAUUCGGCACUAGUGGCAUCGCUAUUGUUGCCAACAAGUGCAGAAAGCUUAAAGUUCUUGAUUUGAUCGAGUCUGAGGUCACAGACGAUGAAGUGGAUUGGAUAUCUUGUUUCCCUGAGGACGUGACUUGUUUGGAAUCUCUAGCUUUUGAUUGUGUGGAAGCUCCUAUCAAUUUCAAGGCCUUGGAAGGUCUUGUUGGUAGGUCACCGUUCUUGAAGAAACUCAGGCUCAACAGGUUUGUGUCUCUCGAGGAGCUGCAUCGCCUGUUGCUUGGAGCUCCGCAGUUAACGAGCCUUGGCACAGGCUCGUUCAGCCAUGACAAUGAGGCUCAUCAUCAGAGCGAGCAAGAACCAGAUUACGCCGCUGCGUUUCUUGCUUGUAAGUCUGUGGUUUGUCUGUCAGGAUUCAGGGAGCUAAUGCCGGAGUAUCUCCCGGCUAUCUUUCCGGUCUGUGCCAAUCUCACCUCCCUCAACUUCAGUUAUGCUAACAUCUCUCCUGACAUGUUUAAGCCCAUCAUUCACAAAUGCCAUAAGCUCCAGGUUUUCUGGGCUCUUGAUUCGAUAUGUGAUGAAGGACUACAGGCAGUUGCAGCGACAUGCAAGGAGCUACGUGAGCUCCGGAUCUUUCCUUUUGAUCCCCGGGAAGACAGUGAAGGCCCUGUCUCUGAGUUAGGCCUCCAAGCAAUCUCCGAGGGAUGUAGGAAGCUAGAAUCGAUUCUCUACUUUUGCCAGCGGAUGACGAAUGCGGCGGUGAUAGCCAUGUCAGAGAACUGCCCUGAGCUUACUGUGUUUAGGCUCUGCAUAAUGGGUCGACACAGACCUGACCACGUGACAGGGAAGCCAAUGGACGAAGGGUUUGGUGCCAUUGUGAAAAACUGCAAGAAGCUAACACGCCUUGCUGUCUCCGGUUUGCUUACGGAUCAAGCGUUUAGGUAUAUGGGUGAGUAUGGGAAGUUGAUCCGUACUCUGUCAGUAGCUUUUGCAGGGGACAGUGACAUGGCCCUGAGGCAUGUCCUUGAAGGUUGCCCUAGACUGCAGAAGCUAGAGAUAAGGGACAGUCCGUUCGGGGAUGUGGCGUUACGCUCCGGUAUGCAUCGGUACUACAACAUGAGGUUCGUUUGGAUGUCGGCGUGUAGCUUGUCUAAGGGAUGCUGCAAGGAUGUUGCGCGUGCAAUGCCGAAUCUGGUUGUGGAAGUGAUUGGAUCGGAUGAUGAUGAUGACAAUAGGGAUUAUGUUGAGACUUUAUACAUGUACCGGUCUCUUGAUGGUCCAAGGAAGGACGCACCAAAGUUUCCUCUCCUCCGGGAAAAGGCUCCUUGUAUCUCAGACCGCUCUUGUUCAGAAGUGGAGCAAGCUUGGGUGUGUCUGCAGUAUCAGAGAAGGUACAGCAGCCUUGAACCUCUACGUGGAGGAACUGGUGGUGUAAAGGCGAUUUCUAAUUACGGUCUGGUGCUUGAAGGGAUGAGAAGAGCGAAAGCGAGAGGGUUUUCUGAUGUUUCGCAUUGA